This is a messenger RNA of Musca domestica (house fly), 2948 nucleotides long. RefSeq lists its product as uncharacterized. The transcript is spliced from 2 exons. NCBI's taxonomy places the organism in Eukaryota, Metazoa, Arthropoda, Insecta, Diptera, Muscidae. The record is from RefSeq and is a predicted model, not a curated record. The coding region runs from base 282 to 1292 and encodes 336 amino acids.
AUGAACCAGGAUAUAACUUAAAAAAAUAUAAUUCCAGUAAACACAUAUUUUUAAUUUGGAUUAAUACUUCUCCUCUCCUCAUUGAAUUACAAACAUAACUAACCGUAAGCUAAUAUUGUACUAUUGUACAUCAGUUCAUACUCAACAACAGUACCCCGCAGGAGUGGGAUAGAUAUGAAAUGUGAACCAUCAAUAACAGCCUUUGUAAAGACCCCAAACCCUCGACGAAGAACAGAUAAUAACGUAUCGACAUCAUGGAGAAAUUGGAUACAACAACAUAAAUGGUUUUCUUUUUUGUCUCGUACCCGUACGUAGCCCGACGUCAAAUAUGGCUACUUAUCUACCGAAUCAGGACUGACGCAUGGAAGACCGGAGCCGCAUUCCCAGUAACUCAGCCCGGAGCCCCAACCGCCCAACCCCAAAUCCAACAGCCCGCAGUCCCAACCAGCCACCGAGGACCCAGCAAAUGGCUGUACUCCUGUGGACUAUGCCAACAAGACCACAGCCUUUACUCGAGCCCUGUGUCCCGCGACAGACCCCGUUUCAGAGGUAUGAGACGGUGGAAAGACGUGGUUAUUGUCGAAACUGUCUGGCAAGGAGCCAUCUUGCCCCCGAUUGCCCCAGUUUUGAUGGCUGCAGACGUUGCGACAGCAGGCACCAUACGACCCUGCACGGGGCAUCGCAGCUGGAUGAGGUGCCACGAGCAGAUGGAAGCUAUAAACGCACCAGCCUUUGCAUGGGAUUUGAUAUUGGUGCCCACCGUAAUGAUCAGAUUAAUGGCCGAAGGGAUGGAAGGGUUCGUGAUGGUGCGGGCACUGAUGAGCCAGUCGGCAACUAUGACCACCAUUUCAUAUGCGGCAUAUGCAGCACCGCAACGCAUAACCACAUUCACUAUACGACCCAGAAGAAUUAGCAGCAGCUGGUCUCUGCAGGUAAAUGCGGUGGUGAGAGACAAACUCCCCAGGCGACUUUAUUCGGAGGCUCUUUUGGAAGACUCCACUCGGGGCUUCACUAAUUACGCCAUCGCCGGCCCAGAUCCUAGGGGGAACACGCCUAUAGAUGUGGAAUUAGGGGCGGACACAUACAACGCGAUUCGCAAAAGUGGGUGUGUGGCGGUUGGAUUGACCGAACCGGAACAUGCCUGCUGCCGAAAAUUAACAUUGUCGUUCAACACACAGCUGGGAAUUGUGUUCGCUGGACAGAUUCGGAACAUGGCAGCUGCCGAAAAUUGUAUGGAGCAAGUGGAAUUGAAGAUUUACACUUAUCACUCGGGGCCCAGAAAUGUUUACUAAUGCGUAAACUUUUGAUCUCCAUUGUCAGUUGGAGUUAACGGCCACUGCGGCAAAUUUUUAAAUAUAUGUUGCACUAACUGACUGGAAGUAAAUAAGCAAUAAAUUGAUUUGCAAAUUUGGUUGCCAAGCUGAUGCAAAUUAGGCAUCAACACAGUUCGUCUUGAAAUCGUGCCCGCGAAAGUUUAAAGUGCUCCCCAGUGACAAGUUAAAAUUAAAGACAAUAAUAAGUGAAGAUUUAAAUUAACAAACAUAAUUACAGAACAUUUUCACACAACAAACAUAACACACAACAAACAUCAUCAAAAUAUUUAUUCAACAAAUAUACAACAUGAAGAACGUUCAGCCAUAAAAAAUCAUUACACAAUUUACAAAAAAGAUAAUAAUUUUUACACAGAAAACCAUACAUCAAAACUACAUAAAUUUUUAAAAAAAAAAAAGAAAAAAAAAAAAAAAAAACAUAUAUAAAUUUACAUGAAUUUUCACACAAAAAAUACAAGAAAGAUAACACUCAUUAUUAUAUUUAUACAACACAUAAACAUAAUUUCAAUUUGCCACAUAAAAACCAAAACCACUGAAAAUUAAAACAAAUCAAUAAAGAUUAUACAUAAAUUGAAUUUUAAAUAGUAAAUAAACAUCUUGUUAAUAAAACGAUUAAAAAACAUUAAGUUUGGCCGGGCCAAACUUUUAAUACCCUCCACCUUAGGGUAAAGGAAAUAUUAGAAGAAAUGUGGCAAAAACCAUAAAAAUACCGAAUAUCGGGAGGUACCGUUAUAUGGGGGCUAUACCAAAUCGUGGACCUACACAUGCAAUGUUUCGCCAAACCACAUUCACUAUACAACCCAGAAGAAUUAGCAGCAGCUGGUCUCUGCAGGUAAAUGCGGUGGUGAGAGACAAACUCCCCAGGCGACUUUAUUCGGAGGCUCAUUUGGAAGACUCCACUCGGGGCUUCACUAAUUACGCCAUCGCCGGCCCAGAUCCUAGGGGGAACACGCCUAUAGAUGUGGAAUUAGGGGCGGACACAUACAACGCGAUUCGCAAAAGUGGGUGUGUGGCGGUUGGAUUGACCGAACCGGAACAUGCCUGCUGCCGAAAAUUAACAUUGUCGUUCAACACACAACUGGGAAUUGUGUUCGCUGGACAGAUUCGGAACAUGGCGGCUGCCGAAAAUUGUAUGGAGCAAGUGGAAUUGAAGAUUUACACUUAUCACUCGGGGCCCAGAAAUGUUUACUAGUGCGUAAACUUUUGAUCUCCACUGUCAGUUGGAGUUAACGGCCACUGCGGCAAAUUUUUAAAUAUAUGUUGCACUAACUGACUGGAAGUAAAUAAGCAACAAAUUGAUUUGCAAAUUUGGUUGCCAAGCUGAUGCAAAUUAGGCAUCAACACAGUUCGUCUUGAAAUCGUGCCCGCGAAAGUUUAAAGUGCUCCCCAGUGACAAGUUAAAAUUAAAGACAAUAAUAAGUGAAGAUUUAAAUUAACAAACAUAAUUACAGAACAUUUUCACACAACAAACAUAACACACAACAAACAUCAUCAAAAUAUUUAUUCAACAAAUAUACAACAUGAAGAACGUUCAGCCAUAAAAAAUCAUUACACAAUUUACAAAAAAGAUAAUAAUUUUUACACAGAAAACCAUACAUCAAAACUACAUAAAUUUCA